This is a messenger RNA of Papilio machaon (common yellow swallowtail), 3553 nucleotides long. RefSeq lists its product as uncharacterized. Bases 153 to 3401 code for a protein of 1082 amino acids. The record is from RefSeq and is a predicted model, not a curated record. Lineage: Eukaryota; Metazoa; Arthropoda; Insecta; Lepidoptera; Papilionidae. The transcript is spliced from 10 exons.
UUAUAAAAUCUAAAUUUAACAGAUAAUAAUUAAGUGCUAACAUUGUACUUGGCUGGUCAGAGUACAUUCAUUUGUUAAAUAUGGAGGUGUGAUGGAGGUGCGAUUGUCGAAAUAUUGUGUUUUUCGAGUUAGCGGUUUCCAAGAUUUUCGAGAUGGCUGGUAAUAAAAUUAACACUAAAUAUAAAGGGAAAGAAGACAAGUCUAAAGUGGCUAAAGGUACCAUUCAAACAUCUGAAGAAGCAGAUGACUUGGAUUACACAUUACUCAGAAAACCUAUUCUUACAAGUGUGACAGGCUUGGCUCAAGCCAUAAAAAUAUUUGAUUUUGCUACAGAAGAACUAAAAAGUUUACUAUCCACUGAAUGUGAUUUAAUAUAUGAGUGUAAAGUAUGUCGAAAUUUAUUUAGAAGCUUAGUUAAUUUCAUAUCUCAUAAGCGUAUGUAUUGUAAAGACAAGUUUAACUCUUCAAUGCAUAGUCAUUUUGUGAACCCAACUUGUAUGAAUAAUGAAAUUAAUAAAAUAAAACAGCUGGAAGAUGAAUAUCAAGAAUCUUUGAAGGUUACAAGUAAUCUAGAAUCAGUUGAGACAGAUGAAACUGAUGACCGUAUACCACUUACAAAAGAUUUAACUGCAAUAGUAGAAAAAAUAGGUAUAAGCAAAGGAGUUAAAGAAAAUCCAAAUGAAGACCAAGAGUUGUUCCUACAAAGCAUUCCGAAGACUUCUGUUGCUGUAUAUCAAAAUUUUAAUGUUAAUAAUGAAACUAAUUGUGAUAUUCGUACCCAGGUUAAUGAGCUUGAUAAUAUUCUAUCUCAAAAUAAAGCUGUUUUACAACAUGAUGGUAAAGUUAUUAUACAAAACUGUAUUGAAACAAACACUACUAAUGGAGAACAUGAGAAUAUUAUUCAAAUUAGUGAUGACGAUGAGAACGAAGAGACCAAUAGCCUUAAGUGUAGAAUAUGCGACCUUCAAUUUUCGACACUAAAGACGCUGAAGUUCCAUAUGAAGUAUAAACACUUGGAGAGCCGACUGGUCUACCCCUGUCCUGACUGCUUGGAGAUAUUUUCUACCUCAUGGAGUGUUUACAGGCAUUUAUUUAAAGUUCAUAGAAAAACAGCAGCACAAAUAAGGAGACUGCGAGAAUCGAUACAAGCAAAGGCGUUCAGAAUGAACAACCCGCCCGCCUUCUAUGAGAAGAAGAAGAGAGAAAACAAGAACAAGCCGUCUACACCGCCUAAGAUUACCGAAGAAGAGAGAUUGGAACAAGAAAAUCAGGCAUGGAUGGACAACAUGGAGGGCGACGGUGAGAUCCCGCGCUGCGGCGGGUGCGGGCGGACGUUCGAGCGGCGCGCCGCACUCGCUGCGCACACGCACACGUGUCAGCCGCGCUGCAGGGCCCUCGCGCGCCGCGCCGACACCAAGAAGAUCGAGAUACAGAUCCGCAAGGACUACAACAAGGGCCCCUCCGGCAUCGCUCUGCCCGUCAAGACUACGGAUAAUAAUGAUAACAAGCUUAAUAAAGAAGAAAUUAAGACCACACCGAAACCGAGUUCGGAAUCAUUAAAACUAGAGGAAGUAACGCAUGAAUCUGCAACGAUUAUGAGGAAUGAACCUACGGAGACCCCCGUCCCGCCGGAUGCAAAACUAUUUACGGAAAGAAGAAUUAAUAUAACAAUAAAUAAUUCUCAUAACUUCAGACCGAAGUUGCCACACGCGCAACAAAUCGAAAAAAAUAAUUUAGCGGCUCUAAGGCUUAGACUCCAGCCCGAUACGGAUUUGGAAAAACUACUCUGUAAAAAGUGCGAUACCAGACAUAGUCAAAUACUAGAACUAUAUGAACACAUGGCCGGUCACUACAAAUGGAUGAGAUAUGCAUGUAAAUUGUGUAAUUUUAAAAAUUACGGCUUCGGCAAUUUACUAGAACAUGUGAAAAUAGUUCACAAAUUAAAGGGUGAUUCAGAUUUUUACUAUAGUACCGUAAAAGCGAUAGACGCGAACCAAGCAAUAGAAUUGGCUGAACCUGUAGAACAAAUAGUUGAUACAAAUGAAGCUAGUCCAGAUUCUAGGCGGACCAGCCGAUGCUCCAGUGACUCCAGCCGCUUGUCCGACGAGAGCUCUUCAAGUAGUGUUCGCAUUGAAGGAGCUAAGAAACGGAAAAUGAACUCUGGAAGAAGUAUUCCUAAGAAAAAGAAAGAAAUAAAUGAUGAAAGUAUGGAUAAACGUUCAAAUAGUGCACUUUCCGAAAAAGAGACUGUUCCUGAAAUAGAAUACGUAAAUACCAAAAUAUUUGAAGAGAACUCUUCAGAUAUAGAUGAAAUUGACGAAAAAAUUCCUAAGAAGAAAAUUAUCGGGGAAAAGUCGUCCAUGGCAUCGAGGAGGCCGAUUCGGAAACGCACGAGACCAAAAAAUGAAGAUUUUGAAUACGAUCUAUCGAAUUUGCUCAAGUUGGAAGCGCAAGGAUACAGGGAUUCUCAAAUUAUAGCUACCAAACCUCCACAAAAUAAAAGGAAAAGUCAAAUUGAUAUUCAAAAUAAUUACGAAACGGUAAAUAGAGAUUGUUGUGGGGCUCUACUUGCUUUAUCGAAAAAAUCCAUAGAAAAUGCAGCGGCACACAUGAAAGUGCUAAGUUUUACUAUGAACAAUAUUCAAAAAGAGCAGCGCCCCUCGAAUGUUUUUGUUCGACCCAUGAUACCAAAAGUUGCGAAGGCUGAUAAAACAUCACCUAAAAAAGAUUCUCUCGAAUCUACUAAAGAAGUGAUUAUUGUGAACAAAAUAACACCAGAGAUAAAAACUAGCACUACUGCGACUCCAGUUAAAGAAGUGCAAGAAAAAAAAGAAACCAAUGAGAAACUUGAAACAAUUGUAAUAACUUCACCUGAACCAACCUCAGAUGAAGCAACUGUGAUUUCAAAUGAUGAUAAAAAUAUUAAAGAUAAUGAGAGCUGCAAAGAAGUGCCUGCUAUUGGAAAUGAAACUGUAAAAACAAAUUCAAAUAUACCAGUUGUUCCUUUAAAAUUGCGCCGUCAAAGUGUAGACAUAAUAAAAAAUCCAAUUUUAAGUAAAAACUAUACUGACUUUUCGAAAGUCGGAAUGAAAACGAAAAUUCUUGUUAUUAAACCAAUAAAUAGAAAUAAAGAUGGAACACAGACAAUAAAAGCUCCAUUGAAAUUUCAAACUAUUAAAUUGAAAGAUCCAAACAAAGGUAAUUCGUCAAAUGAAGAGAAAUCCAAAGACCAAGUUGUUGUAGUGCAGGUGCCUAAAGUUGAUUGUGCUGUGACACUGCCUUCCAUAGUAUUGCCUAACACUCCCAAUACUAAUAUUAUGGACAACACAAAUAUAAAGGUAGAAGAAAUUGUUGACGACAAAAAGAAUGAAAAAGAUGCUGACCAGGAGAUGGUCGAAUGAGAAAGAGUUCUCUCUUUCUGUAAAGUAUCUAAAAUGCUGUUGCAUUAUGUAUCUUUUCUAUGCAACACAGUAAUUUUCCUUUGUUGUUUUAAGUUUUUCGUUAUAUUGUACAGCUUUCUACAUAGGUAGGUAGGAAAAAGUAAUAAAAUUAU